AACCUAACUUCCACGAAGCCAUAUUUACCUUUGAUGUGGUACGUACAAAUAUGUUCUGUUCUCUUCUAUUCCAUGUUUGAAAAACACUGCUCUAAUUCAACCCUUUUACUUUUAAAUAAGUGAAAGCACUAAGAAGUGCAAUAAUUUGUAUUUAUCCAGGAGAAAUGGUCAGAACCAAGUCUCCCCAACCCUUGAUGUUGGAUGCCUCAGGACUCUGUCCUCUCUUGUCUCUUUAUACUCUUAGUCACUUCCUUGGUCACCUCAUGACUUUAAACUCCGUGGAUAUACCAGUGACUUUCAAGUUUAUAACACCAACUCGGUUCAACUGUAUCCUCCACAAAAGUACUCUUGUGAAGGCCACCGUAACUCCAUGCUACUAAACCCAGUGUACUGUUCUCACCUUCAUCUACCAACAGCAUUUGAUCCCUUGAUCACUCCCUCCUCCACCAUGUAAUCUCAUAGCUCUGCAAACUUCACAAAAGGAUUUCUGAUUCACCCUUCCCUAACUCCACCAUCACACACCUGUUCCUCCCUUAUAGGUGACCCUCUUAGAAGAAUACUCCUCAUUCUUCUAGUUGAGGCUUUCAGCCACAUUGAUUUUGAGAGCUUAACAUCUAAGAAAACACCAAACCACUUUAAAAAGUAGAAAACCUGUAUGAUCAUAUCAAUAUAUGAGAAAAAUCUAGCCAACAUGCAAAACAAAAUUUCAAAGGAAAAUAGGAAUAAAAGGGAACCAUUUAAAUACAACAGAAGUGCCAAAAAUAACAAAAAUAAAGAGGGAGCAGAGCAAUGGUAAAAAACUAAAAAUAAUAGCAAUGAAUAUUAUCCUAAAGAACAAAAUACUUAAUACCACUAUGUCUGUUAAAACCAGGAACUAAGGAGGGAUGCCUGCUAAAAUUAUUAUUUGACUUUUCUUGGAGAUUCUAGAAAACACAGUAUGAAAAGAAAAUACUUGAUAGUCACAUUGAAGAAAACAAACAGUGAAAUUAUUUUGUUGAUGACUAGAAAAAAUCAAGGGAUUCUAAAGGGUAAAGAAAGAAAGCGAAACUAGAAUUACAGAAGUUGGAAAGUUAGCUGGUAGAAGACAUCAAUACAUUUCUUCCCUCCUAACAAUAAUACCUAAAAAAAGAAAGAAAAUGAGAAGAGUAUUCCAUUUACAAUAGAAACAAGUCUGUAGACUAAUUAGGAAUACAAUUAAGAAAAUACAUGACAUACAAAAAACAAUUAAAUCAUAAGUCAACUGAAAAAGUGGGAAGAUAUUUUUGAAUGGGAAGAAAAUGUCGCUGCUAAGCUUCUCACAAAAUAAACCAAAAAUAAUUUUAACACAAUUAAAAUUAGAACCAAAUACAGUCUUUUGAAUAUUGACUAAAGUGGUUUAAAAGUGUAUAUUGGACGUAUACAUGCCCAAGAACAGCCAAGAAAUUUUACAUAACUGUGAGUGGGAACUUGCUACCUUAGAUAUCAGAGCAUAUUAUAAAGCCAUUAUAAUCAAAUUAAUAUGGUAUUGACAAAGGAAUAGACAAAAAGAUCAGUACAAAAGAGCAAGAAUUGAGAAAUAGAUGCCAUUAUAUGAGAAUUUAAUAAAUAAUAAAGAUGGUACAUUUUUGUUCAGUGGGGAAAUGGAUGGAUUGUUUCAUAAAUUGAGAACAACUGGCCAUCCACAUGGAAGAAUGUACAUUUUCUAAUACCACAUAAAUCCUAAAUGAACUAAAGAUUAAAAACUUUUUUUUUUAAAGCAAUGAAUUUUUAAAAAGAAAAUCUAGAAGCCUGCAUAAGUAAUGGAGGGAGUUGGCCUUCUUAACCAAGAGUGGAAAUGUAGAAGCUGUGAAACUUGUAACUAAAACAUUUUAGUAUUUUAAAAUUUAUAUACAUGUGUGUAGUCUGUAAUGUAAUACAUACUCUCACCUAGCAAUCCCAGACUGAGGACUUUAUUUGCACCAUGGUGAGCAGCGAUAACUGGGAACAAUGUGAAUGCCUAUCAAUAGGAAAUGGAUGAAUAAAUGAUGCUACUUCAUGUGAAAUAUGUUUUAAAAAAUGAGGAAGCAUGUAAUUAGACCAGUUGACUAAAAGGUUUUGUUAAUAGAGAAAAACAAGAUGCAGAGAAGGGUAAUAUCACCAUCUUGUUAAAAACAAACAAACUGACCGAAAAGCAAAACAAGGCAUGUUUUGGGUAUUUUUUUUUUUUUAUGUAAGUCUGAGUUCAAAGGAAAACAUGCAUGACUACAUACCAGUUUGUUUACGUGAGUUAGGGAAGGGGGAGCAAGAGUGUGAAUUGUCCAUAUGUGAGGGGAGGAAAGGAGCCAAGCAGAACAAUGGAAAAAAGGAAAAGACCAUUAGAAAAAACAGAACAACCGGUUUUUAAUAAAUUUGUAUAUGCAUAUAUAAAGUUCUACAACUAAUUGAGCUGCACCGAGUAAGCGCAAUUCAUGCUAUCUUUGUUCAGUAUGAACAAAAUAGACAAGCUAGUAAAAUCUGAACCCCAGAAUUUAUUUAAAUUCCAAAAGCUUUACGGGGCAAUUCUGCGAAAAGGCUCCCAGUAUUAAUGUAGGGUGGUGUCACCAGGGUUGAAAGCCCUGCACGCGAUGAAAUACGAUCCAGUUAGGCACGGAGUGGGAUUUUCAAGUAUUAUCCAAUCAGGGCAGUUCUGUUGCUAGAAAGGAGCAGAAAAAGCGAGUGAGAGCUUUUGAGCUUCAGCUCUAAAACUGCAUGGCAGCCAAGCUCCUUUGUUUGGGCAAUGGCUCGCACCAAACAGACUCCGCGCAAGUUAAGACGAACCUCUGCUUCCAGAGCUCCGCCACGAAGGUGCUACAUACGUGCGAGGCCUACGUGACGGGGUUAUUUGAGGACACCACCUGUGCCCCAUCCACGCCAAACAGGUCACCAUCAUGAUCAAGGACAUCAAGCGUUUUAACUAUAGGUUUCGCUGUUUACCCCAAAAGGACUUUUCAGGGCCAACAGGUUUUGGAAAAGGCUGCCUGAACAAUAGACCCUGAUGACACAACGCGCAGGACGGGAGUAGACCCAUGUCUGCACGUACUACACGCUUCAAGUCUGGGGCAGAGGUCCGAUCUUCGUGGCUAAUUAGUAUGGGAUGCCAAGGUGACGGGUAUGGCCAGAAAGGCCCCCCAGGUGAUUCUAAUUACAGGACAGUUGCCUCUGGCAGAGAAAACUAGGCAAGGGACUUAUUCGGAACCACCAUAAAACCUUUGAAGACCUACCACUCGGUUAAGAUUUAAUGCUCAGGUGCGAAGACUAAGAACUCGCAGAGUAAUCCUGGUGCUAAGCAAAGCUAUUUUUUUUUUUCUUCCUUUUUUACAAGUGGCUGAAAAAUCUGUUACUAGAGCUCUUUUCCUGAAAUAUGUAGGUGGCUCUUAAAAGAGCCGUUUGGUUAUUGAAGAAGCUUCCAACCAGAACUUUACUUUUUCUUGGGAGCCGCCUUCUUGGGCUUGGCAGUCUUCGGCUUGGUCACCUUUGUCUUCGCUCCUUUAGGCUUCACCGCCUUAGCUUUAGCAGGGCUCUUAGAUACCUUCUUGGCCUUCACAACCUUAGGCUUCUUGGGACUCUUAGAUUUUCUUACCACCGCAGGCUUCUUAGCCUUCUUCGGAGUCUUCACACUUUUCUUGGCGGUAGCCCCAACAGGCUUUUUAGGCUUCUUAGCGCCUGUUGCUUUAGCUUUGGCUGCCACCUUCGUGUUGCUAGGCUUGGCUUCAGCGGAAGACGCCUUCUUGUUGAGUUUGAAGGAGCCCGAGGCGCCGGUGCCCUUGGUCUGCACCAGGGUGCCCUUGCUCACCAGGCUCUUCAGGCCCAACUUGAUGCGGCUGUUGUUCUUCUCCACAUCGUAGCCGGCAGCUGCCAGCGCUUUCUUGAGUGCGGCAAGGGACACGCCGCUGCGCUCCUUAGAGGUGGAAACUACCUGCACUAUAAGCUCCGACACAGACGGUCCUGCGGGUUUCUUGGUAGUAGGGGCAGCCUUCGACGGCUUCUUCGCCUUCUUGGCAGGGGGAGCUUUCUCAGGAGGCGUGGAAGCAACCGGGGCGGGCGGCGCGGUCUCCGACAUGGCGACACCAGGAAAGAGCAGAAAAAACCACUAGGACCUGACAAGACAGGAGAACGCAAAGGGGCCCGAGAGCCGCGUAUUUAUAGGGCGGGACCUUGUCGUGAUUGGUGCGCGCCGACGCCCGCCCCCCGAGCGCCCCCUGUGCCGCCACCUAGCACACUGGGUUUCAGAUGGCUGCAGGAGGCAGAGUAGGCUUAUUGCGCUUCUCUCUGACGCGCAAGCGCACCCAGACAGCGGCGCCUGCGGUCCCAAGGCUUUCCCAUGUAGAGAUGGAAACAGUGAGUGGGAUAGGGUCGAGCUCUCUGUUGCCCAGCCACGUCAGAGUGCUACUUUCCUCCCCCAAAACAGGUGGUGUGUGUUUUGGUUUGGUUUGCAAAUAGAGGGAGGCCAUCUAAAUUCCAAUCACCUGACAAUUUCACCUCGAUCUCCAGAAAUCACUAACACCGCAGUUAACAUUCAUGUUGUAAGUGUGGAAGGUUUGUCAGAGCAAAUGCAGUUUUUGUAGUUGGAUGUUAUUUCCGCAGCCUAACAUAUCUCACACACGAAUGUUCUAUGCCCUUGUUAAUCAUCCGUUCCUACAACAUACCCCGAACAAGCCCAAAUGUUUACACCCUAUAUAUGUUCCACAUCACCAUAUGCUAUUACCACAUGGUGAUUUUUUUUUUAAUUGAAGAAAUAUCAAGAGCUCAAAAUCGAGCACUGAAGUUAAAUGCAGAGUGGACUACACAGUUUCCUAAUACGCUUUAUGACCGGGGUUGAUCUCGCCUUAUUGGGGAAGCGACAGGGGACGUCCUAGGAGUAAGAUUUUGGGGCAAUCCUUUAACUUGUCUGAUGGUAUAAAGAGCAUUUGGAAGCACCAAGGAGCUGAGCGACUUCACAUUGCGAACCAGAGACUAACAGAAUAAAGCAGUGAUGAACCAGGGUCUCAUUACACUUUCCUGCCCAAGGUUCCGAGCUCCUAGCCCUUCCAUGAGCUUGGAUAUCACGUAUUAUUCGCGCGCGCGCGCGGUUGCUGUUCUCAAACAAGUCCGGCCUUAGAGCAAGCAAACUGACUGUCUCCACCUCCCUCAAACCACCUAACUGUAGCAACAACCGAUUCUAAUAAGUCAAAGAGGAGCUCACUUGUAAAGGUCCUAGAUACAUUUCCCUCCCGUUUUCUCUAUUACUUUCUCCUGUUACCCAUUUUGGGACUUUAUAGUUUUAAAAUAUAUUACAUUCUUUUUGUUAAGAAUUUAGAAAAGAGCCAGUGAGAACAAAAUUGCGCUUCUUUUUGUUUGAACGCUAGUUAAUUGCAGAACCCUCGAAUACAAACUUCCUGUACAGGGGUUUCGUGAAGAGUACACUUUUUAAGAAAACAGACUUCUAUUUGUGGAUGUAAUCAAACGCUUCCAGCAGUAACAACCACCAAACACUGCUAAAAAAAAAAAAAAAAAAACUCCACAAAUGAGCUGACUGAAGGAAGGUUUCUACCCUAGUUUCAUUGAAAUAAUGGUUUUCGCCUCCUGAUUUUCGGUUGAGCUGGCUUCAAAAACAAUGGAACCCCUGUGCAAAUAAGGUGUGCUAGAUCUGCUUUUUUAUUGGCAGUUGAGUAAAGGUUUCUUAACCAAUAAAAAGGGAUAAUCUGUGCUACCUCCUCUUUGUGUAAAAUGAUCACAUCUUACGUUCUGUGAGGUUUUCCUUAUAAGGAAAUAAGUUGUUGGGUUUUGCCCACUUCGAAUCCACUACUCUCUCUGUCAGGACCAUUAUUACGAACUACUGGGGGCCGGCAUGCGGGUUCACGGGGCGGCUGUGCUCGAAUACCUGGCAUCCGCCAUUUUGGAGCUGGUGCGCGACGUGGCCGGCACCAACUAGAAGACGCCAUCAUCCCGCGCCACUGGCCGCUGGCCAACCGCAAGGCUGAGCAAAGUCGCCAUCGCGCAGGGCGGAGUCCUGCCCCCAAAGACCGAGAACUACAAAAAGGACAAAUAUUUCCGCUCUUGGUGGCAUGUAGGUUUUAGAGAUUAUUAAAAUGUUAAAAGUUCACUUUCCUGAGCUGCCUGCUCGCGCAAAAGGAAGUCUUGCACCUUCCACUCUGAUCAGCCAAAUUGUCUUUAUUAAAGUAAUACCACAGCCGCUUUACAUCUAGGGAAGUGUUCUCUAGGCUUCAGGAUGUAAAACCUUGACAGCGCUCUAAGUGUAGAAAUUAGAAAACAGCGAAAAAGGACACAGGUUACAGAAAAUGUUUCGGCGAACGCCGGUGUAUUACUUCGAUAUCUAAGGUUAUUACUUGUAGGUUUCAAUGAAAGGUAAAGGUUCUCGGUCACUUAAAACAUCACAAAGGACUCCCUUUUUUUUUUUUUUUUUAAAGGUUUCGCGGACUUCUAAACUAAUAUCAGGUAGAAUAGCAUUGACGUAUACAUUUCACGGGGGUGGGGGAGAAAGGGCAAUAUUCCCUUUUUUCCCCGAUGAACUGAAGGAUUUCACAGAACUGAGGGACUACAAUAUCAUUGAAAUCUAGUUUUAUGAGGAAAUUAACUGCUCUAUCAAACGCAUCGCGUUCAGACUAGUGAAAGUUGAGAAAAGAAGGUAAAAUGUGAAAGGAGCAGAGCGCAGAAUAUAGUAGCCAAUGAAACUGCACCAUUGCCAGAAGGCGCGCUUAAAAAAAGACCAAUCAGAACAUAGCGCGCGAUAUUUGAAUAUUUUCUCAUCCAAUCACUACACCUCAGGAACUAUAAAUACUAGCAAAGACGCUGGGGAAAGUACUGGCAUCAGUUCUUAACCGUCUGCUUCUACCUUGUUUAUCAUGGCUCGCACAAAGCAAACUGCCCGUAAAUCCACCGGUGGCAAGGCGCCCCGUAAGCAGCUGGCCACCAAGGCUGCCCGCAAGAGCGCCCCGGCCACCGGCGGCGUGAAGAAGCCCCACCGCUACCGGCCCGGUACCGUGGCGCUGCGCGAGAUCAGGCGCUACCAGAAGUCCACCGAGCUGCUGAUCCGCAAGCUGCCUUUCCAGCGGCUGGUGCGCGAGAUCGCGCAGGACUUCAAGACCGACCUGCGCUUCCAGAGCUCGGCCGUCAUGGCGCUGCAGGAGGCGUGCGAGGCCUACCUGGUGGGGCUGUUUGAGGACACCAACCUGUGCGCCAUCCACGCCAAGCGCGUCACUAUCAUGCCCAAGGACAUCCAACUCGCUCGCCGCAUCCGCGGAGAACGAAUUGGUGUCCUCAAACAGCCCCACCAGGUAGGCCUCGCACGCCUCCUGCAGCGCCAUGACCGCCGAGCUCUGGAAGCGCAGGUCGGUCUUGAAGUCCUGCGCGAUCUCGCGCACCAGCCGCUGGAAAGGCAGCUUGCGGAUCAGCAGCUCGGUGGACUUCUGCGGUGGGGCUUCUUCACGCCGCCGGUGGCCGGGGCGCUCUUGCGGGCAGCUUUGGUGGCCAGCUGCUUGCGGGGCGCCUUGCCGCCGGUGGACUUGCGGGCUGUCUGCUUGCACGGCCUGGAUGUUGGGCAGGACACCGCCCUGCGCGAUGGUGACUUUGCCCAGCAGUUUGUUGAGCUCCUCGUCGUUGCGGAUGGCCAGCUGCAGAUGGCGCGGGAUAAUUCGAGUCUUCUUGUUGUCGCGGGCAGCGUUGCCCGCCAGCUCCAGAAUCUCGGCGGUCAAGUACUCCAGCACCGCUGCCAGGUACACGGGAGCACCAGCACCAACACGCUCGGAGUAAUUGCCCUUGCGGAGCAGACGAGGGGUUACAGUCCCCCUGGGGAGCAAGGCAAAGAAGAGGGUGACGACAGCGCAGCCCUAAGACCCGACCACAAGAGGGAGAUGGUCCUAGACAAGGCCCCAGAAGAACUCAAAGGCGACAUGACGCUCAGCCAACUGGAGAUGCAGUUGAAAACAUCUUCCCCCUCCAAGACCCCCACUGGGAACACAAUCGCACAGCAGAAGCUGGUGUACUUGGUGACGGCCUUGGUGCCCUCGGACACCGCGUGCUUGGCCAGCUCCCCGGGCAGCAGCAGGCGCACGGCCGUCUGGAUCUCCCUGGACGUGAUGGUCGAGCGCUUGUUAAACUUCAUAAAGCCAAUCAGGUCGCUUCAAACUAUAUUUAAAGGCAAUUUUACCACCAGUUUGCUAGACUUUUUGUUUGUUUUCAGUCUCUCCGUGAUGGCUCGUACCAAGCAGACAGCCCGCAAGUCCACCGGCGGCAAGGCACCCCGCAAGCAGCUGGCCACCAAAGCUGCCCGCAAGAGCGCCCCGGCCACCGGCGGCGUGAAGAAGCCUCACCGCUACCGGCCCGGCACCGUGGCGCUGCGCGAGAUCAGGCGCUACCAGAAGUCCACCGAGCUGCUGAUCCGCAAGCUGCCUUUCCAGCGGCUGGUGCGCGAGAUUGCGCAGGACUUCAAGACCGACCUGCGCUUCCAGAGCUCGGCCGUCAUGGCGCUGCAGGAGGCGUGCGAGGCCUAUCUGGUGGGGCUGUUUGAGGACACCAAUCUGUGCGCCAUCCAUGCCAAGCGCGUCACCAUCAUGCCCAAGGACAUCCAGCUGGCCCGCCGCAUCCGCGGGGAGAGGGCGUAAAUUGCCACUUUUCCCUUUGACUUCAAAAAGGCUCUUUUCAGAGCCACCCACACUUUCACUCAAAAGUGGUUGUACUCUUAAUUUACCUAUUUUGCUUACUAGCCACCUGUAUGUAUGUAAAUGCCCACUGAAAGCUUAAUUCAGCUGAGUCAAAGACAACCGUUUCUUUUUAAAAGAGGCCACUAUCUGUUAAGGUUUGAUGGCUGACGAGGUAUUAAACUGCAGAGCUUCUGUCUCGCUGAGGUAGAUUGGCGGGGACACCCUAGGGCUUUAAAGUUUGUAAAAUCUAGUGUUCCCUUAGGAUGGAAAGUUCACAUUCCAAUUUAUAAAAAGUUCGUAUCCACAAUAUUCAGAAAGAGGAUAUUUUAUGAAUACACCGCAGUGUUUUUCUGUAUUUUUGUCUGUAUACUCAGAUUAUGUCUUCAAAAUUAAUUUGUAUUUUCUACAUGGACAAUGGGAAGAUAUUUCCUAGCAUGUUUGAUCACAGCUUCUUUUCUGUUAUUGACAAUUUAGAAGUUUCAGUUUUAAAACAUUAUUGGGUGUCCAGUAAUUUUCAGGAUUUUUUUCCAAUUUAGGAAAUCCUGUAUCAAGCUUCUUUCCUAUGUGAAUGAAAAAAAUCGGGAGAACUCUUCACAGAUUAGCUACAGGGUCAGUAUAUUUUAAAUCUUAAUUCUCCUGUGCACUAAGCACUUACUCUCAGUGGGGGGCGCAACGGGUAUGUGGAUGUCUUGCUGUGACAUCUUGCCCUGCAUCUUCUUGUGAGCAUUCCAGGUAUCCCAGCAAAUAGUAGUUUUCUUUGAAGCCAUUCUUUCAUCAGUUUAGUUAACAAAAACUGAGCUAUAUAGGAGCACGCCUAUAAAUCACUUACCUCAUUAACCCCAAACUAAACGUAUCUCCAACUAAAUUUUCUCUUACACAAAUCCCAAAUACACUCACCAACGUUCCAAUAUAAUCAGACACAAGGUGAAUUGUAAUGGAAGGGAAGACUGAGUGGAAAUCAGCAACCAUCAUAAACAACUGUAAGUAAAAUACCUUAUUAUUGCGAAAUUAAAAACAAACCAAAAACUAUUAAGACCAAGUAAACGCACUGUUAAGGCCUUUCCCAGGGCCUUGGAAAAAAAAAAAUUGCUGAGCCUGAUGCUUCCAUUACCCGUCCCCAACCCAGUGCCAUGGAGUCAAUUCUGACUCAUGAGAACUGGCUAUGCUUUUCAAAAUUAUACAUGGGGUUUCUCUGCCCCCUGCCAGUCUGGUCCAAUACACUUCGAUGUGAGCACCCUAGGAAUUAAUUGAGUAUCUCUGGUCUGGAGUGUCUGCGUAGUCGGGGCUUAGUGGUUAAGGUGAUGGGCUAGAAAUCCAUUGGGGUUUCUCUGUGCAGGUUUGGUUCCUGCUGACUAUGAGCAUUUUUGGAACCCUGAUGGCGCAGUAGUCAACAGCUUGGCUGCUUAACCAAAAGGUCGGCAGUUUGAAUACACCAGCCGGUCCUUGAAAACCCUAUGGGGCCAGUUCUUCUCUGUCCUGUAGGGUCACUAUGAGUCAGAAUCGACUUGAUGGCAAAGGGUUUGUUUUUGUUUU
This is a messenger RNA of Loxodonta africana (African savanna elephant), 10169 nucleotides long. RefSeq lists its product as uncharacterized. The transcript has 8 exons. The record is from RefSeq and is a predicted model, not a curated record. Bases 6840 to 8597 code for a protein of 585 amino acids. Gene Ontology annotation, cellular component: nucleosome. NCBI's taxonomy places the organism in Eukaryota, Metazoa, Chordata, Mammalia, Proboscidea, Elephantidae. Gene Ontology annotation, molecular function: DNA binding; protein heterodimerization activity; structural constituent of chromatin.